AUCCGCUCGCUCAGUGGAGACGGGACACUCGACGCUUCUUGUCCACGGUCGACAACAACACUCUACAUGGCGUCUUCGUCUCCAGGAACCCGGGGGGCUGAGCAAGGCACACUGAAUGCAGACAUGAACAACCGCAACGGCGUCAUGGCGGAGUACAAGCACGAAUCUCGGAGAGCGUCGCAUGACGCCUCUCACGAAAACGUCGCCUUCUGCAAUGGCCACACCCGAAAGGACCGCUCACCUGAAGUGGUGAAACCACAACAACAGGUCUACAGUAACAGCAUGUCGUGCCAUGCACCGGAAGGCGGCUCGAGGAGGGCAAGCGUCGUAUGCUACAGGGACGGCGAAGAAUGCGUCUUCCGGAAAGGAAUCUGCUACUCGGAGAACUGCGCAGCGCUAACCGACGAGAACCUGAACGAGUCCAGCGCAGCGCGUCUAAAGCCGGAGGAUGACUGCUCUGCCAGGAAAAAGCGCUCCUUAGUGGCGUCGUCCAGCGAAGAGUCUUUACUCAGCAUUUUCAAGCAAGCGGCUGUGCCGUUCUUCCUGGGCGGACUCGGCACGGUGUUUGCGGGACUUAUUCUCGACACGGUUCAGUUCUGGCCUCCAUUCGAGCACGUCACAGAGCUGUUCAUCGUGGUGCCUCCGCUUCUAGGCCUCAAAGGCAACCUGGAGAUGACGCUAGCGGCAAGGCUGUCGACGCAAGCCAACCUGGGUAACAUGGACUCUCCAAGGAAAGUGUGGCACAUUGCGGUUGGCAACAUGGCACUCGUUCAGUGCCAGGCGUGCGUGCUCUCGCUGCUGUCAUCGGUGUUCGCCAUCAUCAUGGGUCUGGCCUCCGACGACGCCUUCCGUAUCGACCAAGCGCUGUUUGUGGCAUCGUCAAGCAUGGCCACCGCCGCAGUCGCCAGUUUUUUAUUAGGUACGGUGAUGGUACUGGUGGUCGCGUAUUCUAACCGCUGCCACAUUAACCCGGACAAUGUAGCCACAUCAGUGGUAGACGCCCUCGGCGACAUGACCACGUUGGCCAUCCUGGCUGGAUUCUCUACUCUUCUGUAUGGAUACAUAUCCAAGCCGUGGAUCUCCAGUGUGUUCGGCACAGUGCUGGUAGUCUUGUGCCCAGCAUGGGUGUACAUCGCGCGCGGCCACCCGACCUCGAGGAAGGUACUGGCUGUCGGCUGGUGGCCCAUCAUCGUCGCCAUGAUUAUAUCCAGCAUUGGCGGCUACAUUCUUGACCUGGCCGUGACCCACUUUAGCGGACUGGCCGUCUUUCAACCAGUAAUCAAUGGCGUCAACGGAAACCUGGCGGCUAUUCACGCGAGCCGGUUGUCGACCCUGUUUGCGCAGCGCUCCGAGCUUGGCUUUCACCCGGAGGACGACAAGCGACACUGCGUCGAUCCACUCACGGGUCUAUGUGGAAACAAUCGGCAAGCACGGGUGUCCCAGCUGUUGCUGCUUCUCUCCAUUCCGGGACACGUGCUCUUCGUGCUGCUCAUCUUCGCGAUCAGCGACGCUCACGUUCGGCUCACCGUGGCACUGGUGUUCUCUUACCUGGUCGCCUCCAUCGUGCUGCUCACUUUACUGCUGUACAUGGCCCGCUGUGGAGCAUACUGGAUGUGGCGGCGCAAGAUCGACCCAGACAACGCACUCAUUCCACUCUUGACGGGAUUCGGAGACCUGUGUGGCACAGGUUUCCUGCUGCUCGCAUUCCUUUUUCUCGAAAGCAUCGAAGAUGACAGCGUUGCCGGAUUUGGGGGCCUAGCCACUAAUCUCACGAUCGCCAGCUGAACUGCACUGGACCUCCACUCACGGGACUCACGCUGGCAGGCCCGUGUGCAUUCUCGCGAGGCGUGCUUGAAUACAUGCCACCGAAAACCAAGACGAGGGUGACCUGUGCCUAGCAUGGAAACGGCCUACGUUUCGACAACCAUUGUGCACUGGUCGUGCAACCACCACGAUGACUCCAAAGGCGGAAACUGAACAACUGUUCACUGUAUUUAGUAAUGUAUAGAUCUAAGUGCACCGAUGCAAACUCAUUUACUGUUCCGAACCAAAUCUCUCCUCUUCAUUUGCAUUUCCAAAACAAAGCUUGCGACUUUUGAACUCAACUAUCUCCGACGACUGUGCAGCAGGAUGUUACUCAUUCGGCAAAUCAAUGCCGCAACUAAGAAAAGUUGAGUGGGUUCUAAUACCCCCCGAAUUUAUUUCAUACAUUAACUAGUUGGUUGAUACUAAAGUAUACUUACACGUCUUCGUAUCGACCACCAUGUAGUUUACAAAGUUAGCUGUUCUACGCAUAAACACCCCUCGAAACAAUUCCAAAGUACGGCCCUGCGGCAGCUAGAAAUGAUCGCACAGUCAACAAUCACUUCGACAGACAUGGCAUUCCUUAUACCGCCUCCAAGAUCGGACUUCUCUGCCGUAACUUUGAUUGCAGUCUUAUAUGUGCCGGGCUGCAGAGGGGAGACGCGACGCUCGCGAAUAAAUCUGCACUCGUAAACUGUCACUCAUGCAUUGAGAAUGUGAUUCGAUUCGGGUACUUGUAUAUAGACGGUGCUUCCGAUUUUGGGUCAUGCAAGAAACGACCGAUUUUCAUAAAGCGCGAAACGACACAUGGACACUAGAAAGUACAUACGGGCAUUACACAGCGCUACUCACAACACGUUUCAAAGCUAAACAGCAAUUAUCCUUUUCUAAGUGAUUCGACAGCAUUGUAAUCCUCACCCGCAAAAGAAGUAUGACGCGAAAGAAGCUUGAGAACACGACAAUUCAUUCAGAACUCUGGUGAGCGUAUAUAGCGUGUCUGCCAUAGAAAUAAUGCGAGUACAUUUUAUAGACUAUGUCUCUUCACGUCUAACCCAGACACACACAUUUUAUUCACAGUUAUUACCAAACUAUUCUUCUCCCGAACAAGGCACAUGCCAUAUUUGGGCACAUCGCGUCUCCUCUCUGGUGUGGAUCUAUUGAUUUCCUAUUAGAAAGAUUUUUUUAGCAAACAAAACCGAGAAAACAAAACUGGGCAAAAUCUGGCGGUAACAAAAAGUACAUUUAAGUUACAUUUUGGAAGCGUCAGAUUAACAUUGGUCAAUAUCGAACUGAAAAGUCGGCUCAAUUUUUCAUUUUUCAAUAAAAGAAGAUAGAGUCAUAUUCAGGACCUGUGUGAAUGAAAAAUGACGCAGUUUUACUUUUAGCCAAUGGGUGUGCUCGGUGAGCACCUUGGGGAGAAAGCAACCUACACAGCCGCUACCAGUCCGUUUAACGUCUGACCAUUUACACGUGUAUCAUGCUUUUGUACCAAGGGCUUACAUUUAGUACAAACAGCCACGCAGAUGAGAAGCUUGAAGACAGUUCCGAGAAUAGGCUACACUAAUGUGCACCACGUAAACCCAGCAAUUAGCGUAUACUGUUCCCCAGCUGUCACCCUAGAAAACCCUUUAUUAUGCCACUGUGACUAUAAACCUAAAGGAAGAGUGUAGUAGAUGCGAUGGAGCGAAAGUAGUACGGAUGGUGAGAAGCAGAAAACAUAGGCGCUGACAAACGACUGAGUGCGAAUUUAUUGCACUCAGUUGCAUGUGACGAUGCUACGAUUUUAGUUGUUAUUUAUUUGUAUACUUUUUGUUGCAAUAAAUUCUUCUGCUUGCCCAUGA
Molecule: messenger RNA, 3644 nt
Organism: Rhipicephalus microplus (southern cattle tick)
Lineage: Eukaryota; Metazoa; Arthropoda; Arachnida; Ixodida; Ixodidae
Product: solute carrier family 41 member 1
Biological process (GO): monoatomic cation transport
Cellular component (GO): plasma membrane
Molecular function (GO): monoatomic cation transmembrane transporter activity
Source: RefSeq, a predicted model, not a curated record